UCUUCUUCUUCUUCUUCCUCUUUCAUCACAUCUUCUGUAUCAUUGAUGUGAUUUUUCUGAGAAUUUUCUUCCAAUUGGACUCAAUGUGGACAUAUAUAUGAUUCUAGUUACCUAUUUGAAAUGUCAAUGAAAGAGUUACAAACCACAUCUUCCUCUUCCUCUUCCUGUCACAUCUUCCGCGUCAUUGACUCGAUCGGUAUUCAUUCAUUAUGUCUUCUACCUAUAUAUGUAUCAUAUCGCCCCACAACAGUUCAAGUUGUACACAGGGACAGUUCACCAUGUAUAUAAGUCGUCGUCCAAUCCAGUCUGCAAUUCAAGUACUCGAUUGAUCACACGAUAUCUUCAGUACAUUAUGGCUCUGGUUUCAAAUCAGAUCCGAUCAGAUCAGAUCAGGCCGGCUAGUAUCUAUAACCUGCCUUAGUUACUUGCCAAUGUUAUCAUAAAAAGUGUAUUGUCUGCAUGAAUUGAAGGAGUACCAUUUCCAAGACGUUAUCAAGUGAAUGCAUUAACUACAAUUACACAGAAAGAUCAGUCUGUAACACAAGGAACCAAUUCAAACAAGUUGAGUUCAAGAAUGGCAGAUAUAUUCAGUACAGUUCAAUUCACCAUAGAAUUACUGUAUCCAUUAAUCAAAGAUGAAGUGUCCUUAUUAUAUUAUUUACGAGACCAAGUUACAGGCAUCCGCGAUGAGCUGAGCAGCAUGUUAGCUUUGCUAAGUGACGCGGAGGAGAGAGCCGAGGAUAACAACUCUGUAAAAGAAUGGGUGAAACAAGUGAGAACAUUGGCUUAUGAGAUAGAAGAUGUCAUUGAUGAAUAUAAACUUUUCCAGAAAGAAAAUCGUUUUGGUAGGAUUAAGCAGUAUAUGUCACUGAAUGUUCGAAGCAUUGCCACUACCAUCGAGUCCUUGCACAAAAAGGCAAUCGAGACUGGUAGGAGGAAACACUCCUACUUCAACUCCUACAGGUUAAACAGUGGUGGAAGUUGUGGCAGUUGUGGUGGCAGUUGUGGUGGUAGUAGUAGUAGCGCCACCAGUGUCAUCGUUGAGCAGGAUCAACAUGACAGUAUCAGAAUCCAGGAAUCUGAUAUUGUGGGUGCUGAAACUGGUAGAAUAGAUAUCAUUGAGUUGUUAGGGUUACAAGAGCUAGACGAUUCAAGGCUAUAUUCUCCGGUGAUAGCCGUGAUUGGUAUGAGAGGUGUUGGAAAGACGACUGUUGUUGGGAGUGUUUAUCAUGCUGCAGUAGUAAAAGACUACUUCCCUAUCCGUGCAUGGGUUCCUGUAUCUGGGUCUUAUAACCAUGUUGACAUACUAAGAAACAUGAUCAAGCAAUUCUAUGAGGCAGCUAACGAACUCGAGCUGCUUCAUAAUAAGAUGUCAGCUUCCAGGAUCAAUGAAUACAGGUCAGAUCAGAGUACUAAAGAAACUUACACUGAUAUUUACAGGAUUGAUUCAAUGGACGAAAUAUCCUUGCAGAAUCUUGUAAGAAGCUAUUUGAAGGAGAAGAGGUACAUGGUGGUUGUUGAUGACGUUCAAGAUCAAGAUAGGGGCAGGGAGUUGGCAAUUUACAUCAAAAGUGUUUUGCCAACAAGUAAUAACAACAAAGGCAGCAAAAUAUUGAUGACUACACGCUACGAGAAUGUGGCCCGAGCUUGGCUUGAUGGUUCCAACCACGGUUUAUACAAACUCGAACCUCUAAAACCAGAGAAGGCAUGGGAGUUAUUCUGCAAGAAGGCAUUUCAAAGACAUAAUGGACAAUGUCCCCCCUUCUUGUGUGAUCUAGCCAGCGACAUUGUCAAAAGAUGCGAAGGUUUACCACUCAUAGUUUCAGAAAUGGGACGUUUUCUGUCCACGAAAUCAGAUGACACGCACGAAUGGAAGAAAGUCCAUCAAAGCCUCGGGUUUUACCUAGAACAGAAUCUAACAGGAAUUCACAGUAUCCUGAUUCGCAGUUAUCACAGUUUGCCCCGUCACCUGAAGCCUUGUUUCCUGUACUUUGGUUUGUUUCCACAAGGCAUCAGUCGAAUGAGACUCAUUCGAUUAUGGAUAGCUGAAGGUUUUAUACAAUGUAGCAACAGGUUGACACUGGAAGAAGUUGCAGAAGAAUACAUUGAUCAACUUCUUGGUAUGAGUUUGGUUGAAGUUCAACACAGAGAUGAAACUGGAAAACCUAAAAGCUUAAGAGUCCAUGAAUUCUUGCUUGAGAUAAUCCUUUCUAAGGCAAAGGAGUUGGGUUUUUUACAAACUCACCCAGAAAAGAAUUCCAACAUUGCUGAUGAUCCACGACGUUUGUCCAUCCACAACUCUAAUGCAGUUGCAAAUCCUGCAAUGGAGAUUAAUAUCGGAAUCAAGUUGAACAUCCGGUCUCUUCUAAUAGUAACAGAGCCUGCAAGAGCACAAGAGAAGUUAUGGACAAAGGUGUUACCUAAAGCAUUGAGCAACACUCGUCUGCUGAAAGUUCUUGAUUUGAGUAAUGCCCCCAUUGAUGAACUUCCCAAGGAAGUUUGGAGACUAUUUAACUUACGCUACUUAAGCCUAAGAAAUACGCGAGUUAAGAGGAUUCCAAACUCUAUUGGUAAGCUUCAAGAUCUCCAAACAUUGGAUUUGAAAGGAACUUCAAUUUACGAGCUUCCUGUUGAUCUUAACACGCUCCACAAGCUACGCCAUCUUCUUACAUACAGCUAUAACUAUGAAUCAGCUUUUAGCCUCACCUGGAAAGUGAUAGGAGUGAAAUUUCCAGAAAAGGCAUUGGAGAAAUUAGGGGAAUUACAAAAGCUAGCAUUUGUUGAUGUGGGUGAUAGAAGUACAGUGAUCAAUGAGCUAAGAAAUUUGAGGCAACUGAGAAAGCUAGGAAUCAUGGGGCUCAAGAUGACAGACGGGAAAGAACUCUGUGCUGCAAUUGAACAGAUGGAAUGCCUUGAAGCAUUAAGUGUAUAUUCAAAAUACAAUGAAUUGAUUGAUUUAGAGUAUUUCCGGUCACCUCCUUCAACACUUAAACGCCUCUAUCUGAAUGGACCGUUGACAUUCUUCCCAAGCUGGAUCCUCGAACUCCACAGCCUAGUGAAAAUUCGUCUAAGGUGGUCAUGUUUAGACGAUGUGAAUCCUCUUGGAUUCCUAGAAACAUUGCCUAAUUUAGUUGAACUUCAGUUGUUAGACGCAUACUGUGGUGACAACUUAAAAAUUAGUAAUCAAGGGUUCAAGAAGCUCAAGAUCCUACAUCUCCUUGAUUUGAAAGCUCUCGUGUUGUUUUCUAUAGACAAAUGUGCUUUGGCUCUACUUCAGCUGAUGGAAAUCAAGGGAAGUCCGAGACUGCAGGUGCCAUUGGGACUCGAGUAUCUCCCUAGGCUAGAAACACUCAUUUUCCGUGAUAUGCCACUGGAUUUUGAUCUUAGCCUUCAAAAAGAUGGGCAACAUUAUUCCGUUGUCAAACAUGUACCUAAUGUUUUAUUUCUGAAGACCGGCAAAAUGUUCUGAUACGAUUAGGGAGGACGCCGAGGGUGAGUUCAAGAUCUUGGUAGUCGACCACACAUUGGAGUUGAGCUGCUUAGGAAGGGCGGGAAAAGGAUUGGUAUUUACUAAUUCAACAGAAGUGGUUUGUUUGGUGACUUGAGAGUUUGGAUUUUGUUAAAAUUGCCUUGUUUAUUAGGAUUUUGGCUUGCAGGUUUUUGAGCUUCACUUGAAGUCGGUUUUCCGGUUUAAGCCAAGGAUAAACUUUAAGCAUUUUAGUUAUUGUUAAGUAGUUUUCCUAGUCCUAUUGUUAUUAGGAUUCCUACCUAAAAAAGGAGGACCUUGUUUCCGUUUUAUUCAUUGAAGUUUGAUACUUGGGGUUUUGAGUGUUUUUGUUAAAAACAUAUUUUGGCAUGAUUUGUGUGUGAGAUUUAUUAUGAGCU
This is a messenger RNA of Spinacia oleracea (spinach), 3885 nucleotides long. Its product is annotated as disease resistance protein RPM1. Gene Ontology annotation, biological process: defense response to other organism. Bases 575 to 3469 code for a protein of 964 amino acids. NCBI's taxonomy places the organism in Eukaryota, Viridiplantae, Streptophyta, Magnoliopsida, Caryophyllales, Amaranthaceae. Gene Ontology annotation, molecular function: ADP binding. The record is from RefSeq and is a predicted model, not a curated record. The transcript is spliced from 4 exons.